This is a messenger RNA of Caenorhabditis auriculariae, 382 nucleotides long. The record is from the annotation of a GenBank genome assembly. NCBI's taxonomy places the organism in Eukaryota, Metazoa, Nematoda, Chromadorea, Rhabditida, Rhabditidae.
AUGAGCAUCUACACAAGGAAAAUCCACGCCCAACUCUUGAGAGCCCUUGUUCUUCAAGCUUCCAUCCCGAUUCUGCUGAGCUUCCUCCCUUGUAUAAUAGUCUGGUACACGCCACUGUUGGAGAUUCAAGCUCAAAUGUGAGCAUAUACAAACCCAAGAACUACCCAAUAAUCGGUUCAGAUAUACGAACAGCUUUGCCUAUCCGAUGCUGAGCGCUUUUCCGUGUUGUGAUCCCGUGGCUAUCAUCUUAUUCAUCCCAGACUAUCGACAAGCUGUUUUGGAAUGGCGCCAGAAGCUGGGAACCUUCAGCUUCAAGAAAAACUUGAUCAAUAGUGCCGUAGCAUUGCCGGUUCCAACUACGACGCAGUUUAGUAGUACUUGA